This is a messenger RNA of Notothenia coriiceps (black rockcod), 1133 nucleotides long. Its product is annotated as PNKD metallo-beta-lactamase domain containing. The transcript has 3 exons. Lineage: Eukaryota; Metazoa; Chordata; Actinopteri; Perciformes; Nototheniidae. The record is from RefSeq and is a predicted model, not a curated record. The coding region runs from base 22 to 507 and encodes 161 amino acids.
ACUGUGUGGUGUUAACUGCGCAUGUCAGACAUUACUCAACAUAACAUGGCGGCGCCCUACGUGACAGCAGUCAGGACAUUACUGAAAGGAGUUUGCUAUGUUCCCGAACGAUGGCUCCUUACGCAGAGGAGCCGAGCCCCGGCAGUAAGUCAGUGUUCGCAGCUACAUGUCUCCCCUGCUGCCUCCCUGUGCAGCUCCAAGACCGGGGCUCACAGCAAAGCCGACCCACGCACAGACGACAGGAAAGCCGGGGAGCAAGAGGAGGAGGAGGAGGGUCCUGAAUACAUGCCCAGGAGAAAGGCAAAGAAUCCCAUGAUGCCUAUUGGCUAUGCAUGGAUGAUAGGCCUCCCCGUAGGUAUCAUCGGCUUCCUGCUGACCAAGAGAGAAGUUGACAAGAACCGACUGAAGCAGCUGAAGGUCCGACAGAGGAUGAGGAUGUCAAACGAAGGAGAAUAUGAGGGGAGUCGCUACCGCCAGCAUAAAGAGGAUCUCAAACUUGAGCGAUGAUGUAUAUGUAUGGCUGCAAUGUUAUGCACAUAUCCUAAAUGUCACCACUGAGACGUUCACUUCACUGCAGCAAAAAGACUGAUUACAGAAGAAAACUUCAUGAGUUUAAAAACCUCUGAGUAUUUCUUUCUGAAGCAAAAACAUGAAAUUAUGCUUGUGACAGCCAUUUUGUUUGUCUUUGGGCAGAUUUGAUUUUUCCUGCUUAUGUACAGAGAUGCUUAUAGAUCACUUUGUUGAAUCUGGAGAAAGAACAUUUAUUUGAUUGAUGCUGAUGUUUGUUAAAUAUGAUAAAGCAAAUAAAUUUAUAUUUAUACAGAAUUUGUGAAACCUGGAAAAAUGCACAUGAACACCGUAAUCAAAUACACAUAUUUAUUUGAUAUGAAAAAGGCAAACAUCAUUAACAUGUAUAUUUACAAACCCGUACCCCACACUGACACUCUGCUUCACAUUCAACAUGUCCACCGUAGCUGUUUUGAGGCAAGGGUUAUAUGUAACAUGGGUCUAUAACAUAGCGUCUAUACUUGUGGAGAAGACUAGCUGGCUGCGAUUGGUCAUUUAGGAGCAUUUGAACAAUGAUCUAUUAAUUUAACAACAUGGCAUUGACUGUGUUAUCCUGUAAGAAAAAA